AUUAUUGGCAACUUUUGCGCCUGUUAAUGGGACCUGAUGUGACCUGCAGUGAGAUCAGUUAGAGGGGCUGAGGAGCAGAGCCAUCCCUCCAUGAGGAGUCAGAGAAAGUAAGGCACUAAGACCCAGUGGAGAGCAGGGAGGCUGGGUGCUGCCUGCCCACCACCCGCCGCCUGCCUGUCUGCUCUGCACGGCUCUGCAGUUGCCCUGGGCGCGUGCCGGAGACAGUACAUGUGUGUGUGAAAGUGUGUGCGUGUGUGUGCACUCUUUGUGCAUCACAGGCUGGAAGACAGGAACCCCUCUCCUCAAUUUUUCCUCCCUUCUGAAUCGAAGACCUGGCGAGAAGAGAGCUGAGGGGAGGGAGGUGUGUGCCUGAAGGGAUGGAGAGGGGGGCGGUCAGCUUGGUUGGGUGGGAGGUGAUGACGAGAUGAAAGGGGCCAGGUGAGGAGGAGACACAGGAGCCCCCCUCUCUCUCUCUCUCUCUCUCUCUCUCUUUCUCUCUCUCUGUGACGUGGUGUGUCAGUGUGUGUUUGCUGUGUGUGUGGGGGAGAGAAAGCGAAACAGGUCAGCUCUCCUUCAGUAGACUGUGAACCUGCACAGGAGGAAGCAGCCCUCUCCAGACUGAGAUCUUUCCGUCUGAAGGUCAUAUUGGGGAGAGAAGGACGGCUUCACUAAAAGUUACAAGGAAUUGAGUAACAAAAAAAACUGCUGUGAUCGUCUGCAGAGCUCCAGGCUAAAGUCUACCGGGGUUCAGGGCCUGUACAGCUCCAGCUGCUAUUACAGACGCCACCGCCUGAGCUUUUCAGUGACACCCUAUGACAGGGGAGGAUGGGUGAUGGGCCCGUGAAAUUCAGCGGACUCUCUCCUCCUUAUCCCAUCCUCUCAUGGAGCGUCCUGUCACACCGAGCCCCUCUUGGAACACUUCUCUCCCCGCAUUUCCAGGCUCACUGCACCCGAACAUCUCUAACGUGACCCGGCCUGUCGGGGGCAUCCGAGGUGGGGUUGACCUGAACCAGUCCUUGGCGCUGUGUGCUAUGAUCAUCAUCGAUGUGCUGGCAGUGGUGGGGAACUUGGCCGUGAUGAUUGUCAUCACCAAAACGCCGCAGCUGCGCAAGUUUGCCUUCGUGUUCCACCUGUGUCUGGUGGACCUGCUGGCCGCGCUGGUGUUGAUGCCUCUGGGGAUGCUGUCAGACCGAAUCCUGGUGGACGAGGCGCUGUGUCGGAGCUACCUCUGCCUGAGCGUGUGUCUAGUUAGUGCGGCCAUCCUCACCAUCUGUGCCAUCAAUGUGGAGCGCUACUACUACAUCGUCCACCCCAUGCGUCAUGAGGUGAAGAUGACAGUGGGGGUGGUGGUGAUGGUACUAGUGGGGAUCUGGAUUAAAGCUGUUGUCAUGUCUGUGCUGCCUCUCCUGGGCCGGCUGCUCCAGGGGAACCAGGGUGUGGGGACAUCUUCGGUCCUGGUUCACGGCCAGAGACACUGCUCCCUCCACUGGACGGGAGGCAGGACCACUCGGCUGCUUUUCAUGGUCUUCUUUACGUUCAUCUACUUUCUGUGCCCCAUGCUGAUCAUCCUGGUGGUCUACUGCAACAUGUUCAAGGUGGCGAGGGUAGCAGCCAUGCAGCACGGCCCCCUCCCCACUUGGAUGGACACGCCACGACAACGGUCCGAGUCCAUCAGCAGCCACUCCACCAUGGCGGCCAGCCUCGGAACUGGCGCCCGCACUACCCCUCAGAGGACCUUCAGUGGCGGGAAGGCUGCGGUGGUCCUGGUGGCAGUGGGAGGCCAGUUCCUCUGCUGCUGGCUGCCAUAUUUCUCCUUCCAUCUCUACUCGGCCGUGGCGUCUACCUCCCCCACCUCGCUGGCCCAGCUGGAGGAUGUGGUCACAUGGAUUGGCUAUUUCUGCUUCACCUCCAACCCCUUCUUCUACGGUUGCCUGAACCGGCAGAUUCGCGAGGAGCUGGGCCGCCACCUGGCUUGCUUCUUCAAGCGGGCUGGGCCCGGUGAAGGGGAGCAGCUGCCCAGCCGCGAGGCCUCUAUUGAGGAGAACUUCUUGCAGUUCCUUCAGGGCACAGGAUGCAAUCUGGAGCCCUGCAACUCUCACAGCAGAGCCAGCCCAGAGGAGCCAGAGACUGAGGGCCUUCAGGAAUCAGCUGUUCAGCAGAACACGCCAGCUGACUUCCACAUCCCAGGGCAGAUCCUUGAGGAAACCUCAGAGUUCAUACAGCGGCAACAGCUAAACAAUGAGCUACAAGUCUCAGAGAACUGCUGCAAAACUGUACCAGAGCUGUAGCUGCCUCUCAUGUACUGUCCCUUUUGCCAUCUAUAAUCCAAUAAAAAUACUUAGUUUUAUUCAUAUUUUCUGAACUGCAAAAAAAUGGUGUCUUCUUUGAAGAGUUUAGAGCU
Molecule: messenger RNA, 2401 nt
Organism: Centropristis striata (black sea bass)
Lineage: Eukaryota; Metazoa; Chordata; Actinopteri; Perciformes; Serranidae
Gene: gpr61
Product: G protein-coupled receptor 61
Exons: 2
Coding region: 882-2288 (468 amino acids)
Biological process (GO): G protein-coupled receptor signaling pathway
Cellular component (GO): signaling receptor complex; plasma membrane; endosome
Molecular function (GO): G protein-coupled receptor activity
Source: RefSeq, a predicted model, not a curated record